AUGGCUUCCUUCAAGCCUCAGGAUGCCAUUGACCCGGCAGACGAACACUUGCCAGAGUCUCGCGACGGUCGCCAGGACUCCACGGCAUCCGCGGCUAAGAUCGUUCAUAAUGCAAAAGCCGCGACGGAUAAGGAGCAGCAGAUGACCCUGUUGCAAGGCAUCAAACUUUACCCGAAAGCCGUCGCAUGGAGUGUUUUCAUCUCUACUUGUAUAGUCAUGGAAGGUUACGACAUCAGUCUGGUCAACAAUUUCUACGCUUUUGAUCAAUUCAACAAGAAAUACGGCGAGCUAACGGCUGAUGGGACAUAUGAAGUACCGGCUCGGUGGCAAGCAGGUCUGAGCAACGGUGCGUAUGUUGGAGAAAUUAUUGGGCUUUUCAUCAAUGGAUGGGCUUCGGAACGGUUCGGAUACCGGCCUACUAUGAUCGCAUGCCUCAUCUUGAUCACAGCGUGGACUGCCAUCUUUUUCACCGCACCCAAUGUUCAAGCAUUACUCGCUGCCGAGAUCCUCGCCGGUAUCCCCUGGGGUGUCUUCCAAACACUCUCGGUCACAUAUGCAUCAGAGGUUUGUCCGGUCGCUUUGCGGGGAUACCUAACAACCUAUGUCAACUUUUGCUGGGGUCUAGGUCAGCUGAUUGGUAUCGGUGUGAUCAUGGGAAUGAUUGACCGGACUGAUGAGUGGGCAUAUCGGAUCCCGUACGGCCUACAAUGGAUGUGGCCGGGACCCCUGCUCGUUGGGAUCUUCCUGGCACCUGAGUCGCCGUGGUGGCUUGUAAGGAAAGGCAAAACGCAGGAAGCCAAACGAGCUCUUCAACGGUUAACUAGCGCGAAGCGAGACACCGACUUUGAUCCAGACGAAACCAUUUCCAUGAUGGUUCAUACCACGGCACUCGAAGCCAAAAUUACGCGAGGUGCUAGCUAUUUCGACUGCUUCAGGGGCACCGAUCUACGGCGAACGGAGAUCGUUUGCAUGGUAUGGGCUAUCCAGAACCUAAGCGGUAACUCCUUCUCCAACUAUUCCACAUACUUCUUGAAGCAGGCAGGCUUAGCCACCAAUAAAUCCUAUGCUUUUGCCAUGGGGCAAUACGGUAUCAAUAUGGUGGGCGUUUUCGGGGCAUGGUUUCUCAUGACCCUGGGAAUCGGUCGCAGAACCCUCUACCUGUACGGACUUUGCGGUCUCUGUGUCAUGCUACUUGUCAUGGGCUUCCUCGGCCUGGUUCCAGAUUCACACCGGGACCAAUCAGCUCUCGCGACAGGCGCUAUGAUGCUUGUCUGGGCUUUGUUCUACCAAUGCACUGUUGGAACAGUCGCAUACUCCCUGGUCGCUGAACUUUCUACCCGCCGACUGCAAAUCAAAACGGUGGUCCUUGGCCGCAAUCUAUAUAACAUUGUCGCUAUUGUGUGCGGUGUCCUGACCCCAUAUAUGCUCAACCCAGAGGCCUGGAACUGGAGUAAUUUCGCGGGUUUCUUCUGGGGUGGAAUCUGCUUCCUGUGUGUCAUUUACACCUACUUCCGCGUCCCCGAGCCCAUGGGCCGUUCCUUUGCUGAACUGGACCUUCUCUUUGAACGAGGUGUUAGCGCACGCAAGUUCGCUAGCACUCAAGUGGAUGUCUUCGAUGAAACCAUUGAAGACCACGUGGUGAAAAACUAUCAAACACAGAAGUCGGCCACAACUGACGUGGCCCAGUUGGAGAAGCAAGCCGGGUCGUCAUGA
Aspergillus oryzae RIB40 is the source of this 1713-nucleotide messenger RNA. Its product is annotated as putative MFS alpha-glucoside transporter. Gene Ontology annotation, biological process: transmembrane transport; carbohydrate transport. Gene Ontology annotation, molecular function: carbohydrate:proton symporter activity. NCBI's taxonomy places the organism in Eukaryota, Fungi, Ascomycota, Eurotiomycetes, Eurotiales, Aspergillaceae. Gene Ontology annotation, cellular component: membrane. The record is from RefSeq and is a predicted model, not a curated record. Bases 1 to 1713 code for a protein of 570 amino acids. The transcript is spliced from 2 exons.